CAGCUUCAUCCACCCCCCUCGCUUUCUCGGACGCCGAUAAAGGAGGAGAUCUCGUCGACAUCAUGCCGCGCAAGGCUAUUGACUCGCGCAUUCCGACGCUCAUCAAAAAUGGCGUCCAGGAAAAGAAGCGAAGCUUCUUCGUCGUUGUCGGCGAUCGCGCAAAGGACGUGAUUGUCAAUCUGCAUUACCUGAUGUCCAGCAUUGAUGUCAAGCAGAACAAGUCGGUGCUAUGGGCUUACAAGAAGGAUCUGCUGGGAUUCACCAGCCACCGCAAGAAGCGGGAAGCCAAGAUCAAGAAGGAAGUCAAGAGAGGCAUCAGAGAACCCAACUCCGAAGACCCGUUCGAACUGUUCGUCACCCUCAACCAGAUCCGAUAUGUGUACUACAAGGAGACGGAGAAGAUUCUCGGAAACACCUACGGAAUGUGCAUUCUGCAAGACUUCGAAGCCAUGACACCGAAUCUGCUCGCCCGGACCGUUGAAACCGUCGAAGGUGGUGGAAUUGUCUUGUUGCUGCUGAAGAGCAUGAACAGCUUGAAGCAACUGUAUACGCUGUCGAUGGAUAUUCACUCGAGAUACCGCACCGAAGCACACGACGACGUGACCGCGCGCUUCAACGAGCGUUUCAUUCUGUCCCUGGGUAGCUGCGACUCCUGCUUGGUGAUCGACGAUGAGAUGAACGUGCUGCCAAUUUCUGGAGGAAAAAGUGUGAAGGCGUUGCCGCCCGUUCAGUCGACCGACCCGGACAACACCGGUACCAAGAAGGAAUUGAAGGAGAUCAAGGAAAGUCUCGCGGAGACUCAGUUGAUUGGACCUUUGGUCAACCUGGCCCGCACGGUCGAUCAGGCCAAGUCGCUCUUGACGUUUGUCGACGCAAUUGCAGAGAAGACCCUGCGGAGUACCGUCGCCCUGACUGCGGCGAGAGGUCGCGGAAAGUCUGCUGCUCUCGGUGUCGCCAUCGCAGCCGCCGUCGCCCAUGGAUACAGCAACAUCUUCAUCACCUCGCCAAGCCCCGAGAACUUGAAGACCCUGUUUGAGUUUGUUUUCAAGGGAUUCGAUGCUCUUGGCUACAUGGAUCACGUCGACUACACCAUCCUUCAAUCGACCAACCCUGACUUCAACAAGGCCAUCGUCAGAGUCAAUAUCCACCGUCAGCACCGCCAGACCAUCCAGUAUAUCCAGCCCCAGGAUGCUCACGUGCUGGGCCAGGCCGAACUUCUGGUUAUUGAUGAGGCUGCUGCCAUCCCGCUGCCUCUUGUCCGUAAAUUGAUGGGUCCUUACCUCGUGUUCAUGGCAUCGACUAUCAAUGGUUAUGAGGGAACGGGUCGUUCCCUCUCCUUGAAGUUGAUCCAGCAGCUUCGUGAGCAAUCGAGAGGUGGCCUCAAGGCCAGUGGCCAGGAGGACAUCGACGUCGCUGAUCGCGCCACCGGCAAAGCCUCCAAGGACUCUGGCAAGACUUUGGGAGCACGCACCCUGCGAGAGAUUACAUUGUCGGAGCCCAUCCGAUAUGCGGCCGGAGACUCGGUCGAGAAAUGGCUGAACAAGGUCUUGUGUCUUGAUGCCACUCUGCCCAAGUCCAAGAUGAACACCCAGGGCUGCCCCCACCCGUCGCAGUGCCAGCUUCUCAAGGUCAACCGGGAUACCCUGUUCUCAUUCCACCCUGUUUCCGAGAAGUUCCUCCAGCAGAUGAUGGCUCUUUACGUUGCCAGUCAUUACAAGAACACCCCCAAUGAUCUCCAACUUAUGAGCGAUGCACCGGCCCACCAGCUCUACGUUCUCGUCCCACCAAUCAACGAGGAUGCCGCCAAGCUCCCCGAACCUCUUGUUGUUAUCCAGGUCUCCCUGGAAGGUCGCAUCAGCCGACAAAGCGUUCUCAACAGCCUGAGCCGUGGACAGCGUGCGGGAGGUGAUCUGAUCCCGUGGCUCGUCAGCCAGCAGUAUCAAGAUGAAGAUUUCGCCGGCCUUUCGGGUGCCCGAGUUGUUCGCAUCGCAACCAACCCUGAGUAUCUGGGCAUGGGCUACGGAUCGCGGGCCCUUGAGUUGCUCACCGAUUUCUACGAGGGCAAGUUCACCGAUCUCUCCGAAGAAACCAUGGCGACGCAAGAGGAGAUGGUCCGGGUGACCGACGAGGAACUGACGAACUCCAACCUUCUGGACGACAAUGUCCAUGUUCGGGACAUCCGAUCCAUGCCGCCCCUCUUCGCCAAGUUGUCCGAGUGUCGCCCGGAUCACCUUGAUUAUCUCGGUGUCAGCUAUGGCCUGACUUCGUCCCUGCACAAGUUCUGGAAGCGCUCCUCUUUCUCCCCCGUCUAUCUCCGCCAAACGCCCAACGAACUGACCGGCGAGCACUCGUGCGUGAUGCUGCGCACGCUGUCCACGGGCGCCAACGACGCGAGCUGGCUGGGUGCUUUCGCUCGUGACUUCCACAAGCGAUUCCUCACGCUGCUGUCGUAUCAGUUCCGCGAGUUCCCCGCCAUCCUUUCGAUGAGCAUCUGCGAAUCGGCCAAUGCCGGCGCCCAGCUCGAUUCCAUCGCCCCGACGCCGCUGAUGAAGUCUACCAUUGACACUGCCUUCUCGCCCUUCGAUCUCAAGCGUAUCGACAGCUACGCCAACAACCUGCUGGACUACCACGUCAUCCUCGACAUGGUCCCCACUAUCGCCGAAUACUACUUCUCCGGUCGCAUGGACAAGCAUGUCAAGCUCAGCGGCAUUCAGCAAUCCAUGCUGCUUGCCAUCGGUCUGCAGCGCAAGUCUUUGGACCACCUCGAGAAGGAAUUGACUGUGCCCUCGUCGCAGCUCCUGGCCAUGUUCCUCAAGACCAUGCGCAAGGUGUCCACGCACUUCCGCUCCAUCAUCGAAGGCGCCGUUGCCGAAUCCAUGCCCGCCGAGAAAGUCCCCGUCACGCACUCCUCCACCGAAGCCCACGACGAGGUCGCCGACGAGCGAUUCAAGCCGCUCGAGCAGGGCCUGGAUGACGAGCUCCGCGAAGGCGGUCAGCAGGUGAAUGACGAGCUGCGCGAGAAGCAAAGAGCCUUGAUCGACGCUUUGCCUUUGGACCAAUACGCAAUUGACAACGGCAGUGCCUCGUGGGAAGACGCCGAGAAGCAGAUCCGUGGUGGUGGAGCUGCCACCGUUAGCGUCAAGUCGGCGAAGCAGAGCAAGCGCAAGAAGGGUGAAUCGGCGCGAGAGAUCUACGACCAGGAGGUUGAUUCGAAAAGACAGAAGGUCAUCAAGAAGGGGACUGAAGGGCGGAAGAAGAACUAGAUGAUCUUUGUUGUUCGCAUAUGAAAAAGUCAAGACAAGAGCAAGCGUGUUGGGUUUGCAUAUUGUUAAGAUGGUGUUAUCUGGUUGUUUGGGUUCGAUAUGAAAGAUUUUCUCAACUGGACUCGUCCGGUGACGUUCUACGUGCUAUUGUAUAUAGAGAAAAGUCUCUUAAUCUGAUUUAUGUCUGGUAAUUGCGG
Aspergillus steynii IBT 23096 is the source of this 3460-nucleotide messenger RNA. Its product is annotated as ribosome biosynthesis protein KRE33. Gene Ontology annotation, biological process: rRNA acetylation involved in maturation of SSU-rRNA. Gene Ontology annotation, cellular component: nucleolus; 90S preribosome. The record is from RefSeq and is a predicted model, not a curated record. Bases 63 to 3263 code for a protein of 1066 amino acids. The transcript has 2 exons. Lineage: Eukaryota; Fungi; Ascomycota; Eurotiomycetes; Eurotiales; Aspergillaceae. Gene Ontology annotation, molecular function: tRNA binding; ATP binding; 18S rRNA cytidine N-acetyltransferase activity.